Molecule: messenger RNA, 1509 nt
Organism: Argentina anserina (silverweed cinquefoil)
Lineage: Eukaryota; Viridiplantae; Streptophyta; Magnoliopsida; Rosales; Rosaceae
Exons: 1
Coding region: 1-1509 (502 amino acids)
Biological process (GO): meristem maintenance; meristem development
Source: RefSeq, a predicted model, not a curated record
AUGAAUGAAGUGAAAGAACUUGUCAUGGUUUCACCAACAGGAGAAGACCCAUCUCAUGAAAAACCCUUCCUUUCCAAACCCAUUCUCCCUUGUUCCUCCAUUGAUGAACCCUUCAAGCUCUCUCAGGGUUUUAUUUCCCUCCCAGUCCCAUUCAGUUUUGACCCAAAAGGCUGGCCUUUAAAGCUUCAUUUCACCGGAUGGCGUCUUGACCACUAUGAUUUGCAGACAUGGGUUGAACACUUGGCCCCUGUUCACCAAUCUACAUGGAAGAAAGCUGGUAUCUUUAAAGCCAUUUUGAACUCCACUUACAAAAUCAAAAGGAAUAUGGAUUUGGUUUGUGGGUUGGCUGAGAAAUGGUGCUGUGAGACCAACACCUUUGUGUUCCCUUGGGGUGAAGCAACAAUCACAUUGGAGGAUAUUACGGUUUUGGGAGGCUUUUCUGUUUUGGGUGACUCCAUUUUCAGUCCUCUUGAAAGCCGAGAGUUGAGAGAAGUAAAAGCCAUGCUUGAGAAAGAGCGAAUGGGAAUUUGCGAUUACUCUGUUGGGUGUAGGACUGUUACCACAAAAGCAUGGAUGGAGAAGUUCAUGAAGAGUGGGAGUGAACUGGAGCAUGAAGCAUUCCUUGUGUUUUGGCUGUCUACAUAUGUUUUCAACAAUACUUCAAAUAGCUCAGUCAAUGAGGCUGUUUUCUCCACUGCGAUACGUUUAGCUAGGGGAAUUCAAGUUGUGCUAGCAGAUACUGUUCUUGCCCAGGUUUAUAAGGAUUUGAGUGUGCUGAGAAUGAAAAUUGCAGCUUUGAGUGGAUUAAAGGAUGUGAAUGAAAUUGUAGAAGUCACAGUUAUGUCACCAUUUCAUUUAGUUCAGGUUUGGGCAUGGGAAAGGUUUGUGGAACUUAGGCCAAAGUCCAAUGUUAUAUGCAGUGGGGAGCCGAGAUUGGCUCGAUGGGAUGAUGUGGACUGUUUGAAUGUUGGAGAUAUGAGGAGGGUUUUAUAUUCUGCAGGUCAAGGUUUCGUAUGGCGCCCUUACGCCAUGGACAUCAAGAACUAUGUCUUUCCUGUAUACAAUUUUGAAAUCGAAAAGUGGGUGUUGGUUGGUCCAGACUUUGAUGAUGAACAUGGACUAAUGUCAUUUGCCAUGUUUUUGAGUGUGGCCAAGUUAAUUGGAUUUGGUACCAAACAGAAUUACUUCCCUCAUCGAGUGGCUAUGCAAUUUGGAUUUAAUCAAGACCUCCAAUGCUCUUGUUCUGCUGGAUACACCAUUAUUUUGGAGAAUGGCAAGUGGUACAUUGACUACAUUCCACCCAAGGUUUCUGAGGCAGAUGAUAUGAGAUACGUGAAAUGGGGGAAAGAAUCGGUGUCACACGAAAAACAGAAGGAGAAGGAAAAGGAGAAGAAUGUAACCAUUCGUACAAUCUUUUUGUUAAGAUCUCCUUUUGCUUUAUUUCUUUUGUGUUUGGGAAUGGGUUUUCUUUCUUCUCAUAAUGGGUUUUAUGCACAUUACAAUUCAUAG